AUGGUAGAAACGGGAAUCAAAGACGAGUUGACCCGCCGCCGAGAGCGAGGGCGACGCUCACAGGCAGCGUUCCGUGAGCGUCAGGCCAAAUUCGCCCAGGCACUGACAGAUCAGAAUUCUCGUCUACGGAAAGGUGUCAAGUUACUGCUUGAUGAAGCCCAGGGUGAUGAAAGACCUGAGAUACUUAGCAUCCUGCGGGACUUGGCUGUGGCGGCCGAUCUCAACAUCCCAGCGACAUUGUCAUGUAACAAAGCUUCAGAAUCAACAAAUACUUUGACAGACAUAAUUUCUGAGAGUUUUGUCACUUUCGAUAAAAGCUUGUUACCAACCAAUUCCAUCGAAAUGCCGGUAUCCUGGGAUUCAUUUCCGACAAUCUCUGCUACUCAAUAUCGUCUAGACUGUAGUGUGUGGCUAGACCCUUUGCACUACCUCCGUGUCUCAUUACCACCACAAGACCUUCUCCCAUAUCUUGGCACUGGGGCAGAGACUUUUGCAGGGCUUCUCUUCUGGUCCGUCAUGGAACACAGUCAGAGUGGCUGCUCGUAUCAUGAUGCUGCGUCCAUUAUCGAGACUGGCCUCGGCCACUCCACUGUCACACGCGAUAUCAAACCGACUUUUAUCCAAACAAUGGCGAGGGCAAGAAUAGAAUAUAAGAAGACUGGUUCGAUCAGUCAAGAGCAUGCAGUGGCUGGAGAAGACGAUCUUGGUCUGGUAUUGUGCAAACUCGUGGAAGAUGAUUAUCGGUCCAAGGGUAAAGACCCGAAUCAAUGGUUGUCAUGUGUUGCUAUCGAGAGAAGGAUAAAGAGGGCAAUAGGCGGUUACAGGUUGAAUUUGCUGACGCUAGCUGCUAACGGGCAGGCAAACUCGACUCUCCAAAGCUUGUUGGAAGGUGUUCUGUGCAAGCUGUAUGAUAGCUCGGUUUGCUUUGGGGACGGGCCUCGUUGGAAUAUCAAGGUCAUAGAUCAGCUAUUUGCACCAUUAAUAAUACAGGCACUUCUGGUCUAA
Molecule: messenger RNA, 1005 nt
Organism: Fusarium venenatum
Lineage: Eukaryota; Fungi; Ascomycota; Sordariomycetes; Hypocreales; Nectriaceae
Source: RefSeq, a predicted model, not a curated record